UUUUUUUUCCCUUUCUCUCUUUUCCUUUUCUUUAACUAUUUCUUACAUUUAUUUUCUACUUUCUUCUUUUUUUUUAAUUUAUAUAUAAAAAAAGAAGAAAAGAAAAGUUCAAUAAUAAAACACCCCUCUUUAUUUCUAAACACUUGUCAGCUUCUUUUUUUUUUUAAAUUUUAUUUUAAUAUUCAAAAUGGAGAUUGCUUUAUUACAAGCUAAAAAAUCCUGCCCAUUUAUUCACGUGGCUUCUGCAUCCUCUCUCCGUCAACUUACUACUGCGGGUACCAGUCGAUCUGCAAAUCCUUUAAUGUUAAAGGCUAAACAAUGUCCUGUUAUGAGUAAGGCUAUUCAACGUCGAUCUCUUUCAACUACUCAAACUGUAUCCCAAAAUCCUUCAAAGCCUUUAAGAGCAACUGCUGUGAACAACCAUAGCCAGGGACCCAUCUCCGCUAUUCCUGUUUCACAUCAGACAAAAAAACAUUUUGACUAUGAAAGCUUUUACCAAGAGGAAUUGGAUAAGAAACAUAGAGACAAAAGUUACCGUUACUUUAAUAAUAUCAAUCGUUUAGCUCAAAAGUUCCCUCGCGCUCAUACUGCUCGUGUUACGGAUGAGGUUACUGUUUGGUGUGCAAAUGAUUAUUUAGAUAGAUAUGGUGCUGGUGCUGGUGGUACUCGUAAUAUCGCAGGAAAUGCUGAUCUUCAUUUGCGUCUUGAGUCUGAACUAGCUGAUCUUCAUCAUACAGAAGGAGCACUUGUGUUCUCUUCUUGUUAUGUAGCUAAUGAUGCUACUCUCUCUACACUUGCUUCUAAAUUACCUGGAUGUGUUAUUUUCUCUGAUGCAUUAAAUCAUGCUUCUAUGAUCCAGGGAAUUCGUCAUUCUGGUGCAGCCAAGAAAAUUUUCCGCCAUAAUGAUAUGGCUCAUCUUGAAGAUCUAUUACAGUCUGUCGAUCCUAGUGUCCCAAAAAUUAUUGCUUUUGAAUCUGUUUACUCUAUGUGUGGUUCUAUUGGUCCCAUUCGCGAGAUUGUUAAUUUAGCGAAAAAAUAUGGUGCUAUUACCUUUUUAGAUGAAGUACACGCCGUUGGUAUGUAUGGUCCUCGUGGCGCUGGUGUAGCUGAACAUCUUGAUUAUGACUUGAAUGCUACAAAUCCUACAAUGGGUAAUGGUAGUAUUUUAGAUGAAAUUGAUAUCUUUACUGGCACCUUAGGUAAAGCUUACGGUGUUGUUGGUGGUUAUAUUGCUGGUUCCGCUUCUUUGGUUGACAUGAUUCGUUCUUAUGCACCUGGUUUUAUCUUUACCACUUCACUUCCACCUGCUGUUGUUUCAGGUGCUAUGGAGUCUGUCAAAUACCUUAAAAAUUCCAGUGUUGAACGUCAUAUGCAACAAUUGAAUACACGUACUGUUAAGGCUCGUUUAAGUGACAUUGGUAUUCCUGUUAUUCCUAAUCCUUCACAUAUCGUUCCUGUCCUUUUGGGUGAUGCUGAGGCUGCAAAGUUAGCCUCUGAUGAACUCUUAUCAGAACAUGAUAUUUAUGUUCAAAGCAUUAAUUAUCCUACAGUUCCUGUAGGUGAGGAACGUCUUCGUAUCACUCCUACUCCCGGUCAUACUAGUCCCAUGAUUGAUGAACUUGUUUAUUCUCUGGAUAAAAUUUGGUCUCGUUAUAAUUUCAAGCGUGUUGAAGAUUGGACUGCUCAAGGUGGUUGUGCUGGUGUAGGUGUUGAAAAUGCUAUUGAAUCUACUCCUAUGUGGACUGAUAAGCAGCUUGGUCUUGAUAAUAAAAUGAUUGAAAACGAGCAAAUUCCUUUUCUCAGUAAUUCAAUUUAUGUUAACAAUGUAAUGUAAUGUUUUACUAAAAAAAGGGGGGAGAGUUAAAUUUAGAUACAGAGUAACGGAAAACUCUCUCUUCAAUUAUGAUAACAAUAAUUAUUUGUGUAAAUAAACUCAGCAAUAAAGCUUGAGUUUGUAUUACUCUGUACUACUCUUGUAUAACUUUAUCUGACCAUGUUUGCAACUUUAUUUAUAAUAAAAAGAGAAGAAAAAGAAAAUUAUUAUUACAAG
This is a messenger RNA of Cokeromyces recurvatus, 2050 nucleotides long. Its product is annotated as pyridoxal phosphate-dependent transferase. Gene Ontology annotation, biological process: heme biosynthetic process. Bases 188 to 1834 code for a protein of 548 amino acids. The transcript has 4 exons. Gene Ontology annotation, cellular component: mitochondrion. Lineage: Eukaryota; Fungi; Mucoromycota; Mucoromycetes; Mucorales; Mucoraceae. Gene Ontology annotation, molecular function: pyridoxal phosphate binding; 5-aminolevulinate synthase activity. The record is from RefSeq and is a predicted model, not a curated record.